ACUCACUUCCGCCGGGCGGGGGGUUGCCAUUAACAACGGCCGCAACCUGCGGCCUCCACCCACCAUGGCGUUGCUAAUCCGCGAUCUGCAGCGGGCGGUGCCACUCCGCCGGGCCCGGCUACGGCGGGAUUGCCAGGCCCUGCGCCAGAUCCUGGGCCUCAGCCGCUUCGACCUGGGCCUGAUCUGCGUGGACGACCGGCGAAUGCGGAUCCUCAACGGACGUUACCGGGGGCGGGAGGCGGCCACCGACGUGUUGUCCUUCCCCUUCCAUCAGGAUCUCAGAGCAGGGGAUAUACCCAAACCCCUACAUCAGGAUGAAUAUAACCUCGGAGACGUCUUCUUAGGAGUAGAAUACAUCUACAGACAAAGCCAAGUACAUGGGCAAGACUUCUACAAUGUAUUAACAGUGACUACAUUACAUGGAAUUUGCCAUCUGCUGGGCUACAAGCACAGCACAGAAACUGAGUGGAAACAGAUGUUCCAGAGAGAAUCCAACACCCUUCAGUUGUUUAAUAGACUCACUGGGGCCAGCCUUCAGCCACUAACUCAGAAUAGCUUCUAACCACAGGUGUGGGUAUAGUGACUAGGAAUCACUUCAGUUUUACUUUUAUAAAUAAUGGACUGCCUCAGUCAACAGAAUAAAUAACGGUGGGUUAUGAAGGCCACUUCCUUGCACUAUACCAAUAAAAUUACAAACAUUUUUAGA
Pristis pectinata (smalltooth sawfish) is the source of this 706-nucleotide messenger RNA. RefSeq names its product endoribonuclease YbeY-like. The record is from RefSeq and is a predicted model, not a curated record. Gene Ontology annotation, molecular function: metalloendopeptidase activity. Gene Ontology annotation, biological process: rRNA processing. The transcript is spliced from 4 exons. NCBI's taxonomy places the organism in Eukaryota, Metazoa, Chordata, Chondrichthyes, Rhinopristiformes, Pristidae. Bases 65 to 562 code for a protein of 165 amino acids.